Molecule: messenger RNA, 1283 nt
Organism: Trichosurus vulpecula (common brushtail)
Lineage: Eukaryota; Metazoa; Chordata; Mammalia; Diprotodontia; Phalangeridae
Gene: IL27
Product: interleukin 27
Exons: 5
Coding region: 1-798 (265 amino acids)
Biological process (GO): regulation of T cell proliferation; regulation of T-helper 1 cell differentiation
Molecular function (GO): interleukin-27 receptor binding
Source: RefSeq, a predicted model, not a curated record
AUGGCUGGCCAGUCUAGUCUUUCUCCAAGUCCAUUAGAGUUGGAGUUAGCUGUGCUCAGUGUCCCUGGUGCUCCUCUUCAACUGCUCAUUCACUCCUUCUCCCUUAUUCUACUUUCUCCUGAUCUUAUGUUCUCCCUUUUUCAAGGGUUUAAUCUCUUGCUGCUCUCCUUGCUCCUGAACAAAGCUGUCAUCUGGGGGUUCCCAUGGCCUCGAGGGCAACCUCCCCACGGUUUGCUGGACAUGAGGAGUGAAUUCAAGAUCAGCCUAAGGCUUGCCAGAAAGCUGCUUUCAGAGAUCCGGAGUAUUGCCCACCUCUUCGCAGAUACACAUCUGGUUGGGGUGUCCUUGGACUUACUACCCCUGGGGGAACAACUUCCCAAUGUCACCAUGACAUUCAAGACCUGGCUUCAACUUUCAGACCCAGAUCGACUUUGCUCCCUUUCCACACUUCUGGGUCACUUCCAGGCUCCUCUAGGAGAACUAGAGAGCCACCAGGGCUGGAAGGGUACCCUGAGGAAACGGCUGUGGGUUGCUCAGCUGGACCUUAGGGACCUGCAGUCACAUCUCCAUUUCCAGAUGAAGGCUACAGGAUACAGUCCUCUGGAGGAUAAAGAAACACAGAGUCCAGAGGAGAGGGCCUUAGGAAGACUUUCUCUCACUGUGCACCAAGUUUCCUGGCCGCAGCUCCUGAGUACCUACCAGCUUCUCCGAUCCCUGGAGCUAGUCCUUGCCCGAGCUGUCCGAGAUUUCCUUCUGCUCUCAAAGGGAAUUACUCACACACAGUCCCUGGCUGCUUAAGAAGUACUGUCUUCAAUCAAGCAUUGAUGACCCUUUACUACCUGUAUCACUUUCCAGGAUUGUUUUUCUCCCUCCCUUACAUUUGGUUUCCAACCUGAGGCCAAGCCCCCUGCCCUGAGCCAUUUUGGAGGGAGAGAUCCCAGAUUUUAGGCUAAGUACCCAUCCCCUGCCAGUGGUAUCAUCUCUGGUUAGGAGACUGGCAUAUGCCCCUUUGGUUCUCUCCCACCUCACCUUCUAAGCCCAUUCCUGUCCCAUAAUUUAAGAGUCCUUCUAGUUCAGGGAAGAUAUUUAUUUCUUGGAUAUUUAUUUAUUUUUCAGGAAAAAUGUUGGUUGUAUUUAUUCUUUUUUGCAAAAAAAAAAAUUGGGGAUAGUCUUCCUUCUGCUUCCUUGAGGAACUCAGAGAGUGAGAUCAGAUACUCAUUCUUGGGCAACCUAAUAAUAAACACUCACAACCCCUCUCCAUCUCUUUCUUCUCUGAGUGCAUA